Formica exsecta is the source of this 929-nucleotide messenger RNA. RefSeq names its product GTP-binding protein SAR1b-like. Gene Ontology annotation, biological process: endoplasmic reticulum to Golgi vesicle-mediated transport; membrane organization; intracellular protein transport. The transcript has 3 exons. Gene Ontology annotation, molecular function: GTP binding; GTPase activity. The record is from RefSeq and is a predicted model, not a curated record. Gene Ontology annotation, cellular component: COPII vesicle coat; endoplasmic reticulum exit site. NCBI's taxonomy places the organism in Eukaryota, Metazoa, Arthropoda, Insecta, Hymenoptera, Formicidae. The coding region runs from base 101 to 493 and encodes 130 amino acids.
AUAAAUUGUGAAAUUUAAACUUCUUUUAUUAUUUUUUUUUUUUCGAGUUAUCAUUAGUCCUUUUUAUGUUCUAGCAUCGGAAGAAUUGUCUAUUGGAAAUAUGAGAUUCACAACUUUUGAUCUGGGGGGCCAUACUCAAGCACGUCGUGUAUGGAAGGAUUACUUUCCGGCUGUUGACGCGAUAGUAUUUCUCGUCGAUGCGAGUGACAGAUCAAGAUUACCAGAAUCAAAAGCCGAGCUGGAUGCAUUAUUAACUGACGAACAACUCAGCAUGUGUCCGGUUCUUGUACUAGGCAAUAAAAUUGAUAAACCAUCUGCAGCUUCUGAGGACGAACUUAGGAAUUUCUUCAAUCUGUAUGGGCAAACAACAGGAAAGGGUAAAGUCGCUCGUAUUGAGAUACCCGGCCGUCCACUGGAACUAUUUAUGUGCUCAGUUCUGAAACGACAGGGAUACGGGGAAGGCUUCCGUUGGCUCGCACAGUAUAUCGAUUAAACGUAUCUAUUAUUGUACACAUGACAGACAGAUUCUUGACAGUUUCAUCAUACAUUACUUUCCUCUGAUAACGAUGUUGAUACCGGAAUUGUAAUAUUUUUCGCAUGAAUUCAGCAGCAUAGAAGAGGAAUACUGUUUCACCGAUCUCAAAAAAGAUAGAGAAUCCAAGCAGUAAAUGAGAAAUUCGAGAUUUUCCACAAAUAGAGAUGAAUAUUCUCGAAAACAUUGUACACGCGGAUGAUAGGACUUUGAUUUUCUUUAUUUAACAUUGACAUGCGAACAACUCUUGGGGAAAUUGUCAUUCUUUUUUCUGUAUAUUUCGAAUUCCAAUACAAAUUUCAUGGAAUCCUAUCAUUUUGCGAGUCACACUAGACGAAUACCAUUAAUACGUGCUGAAAAAUGAAAUAAAAACAUUUUGAUAAAUAAAACUAAUAAA